Molecule: messenger RNA, 1655 nt
Organism: Teleopsis dalmanni
Lineage: Eukaryota; Metazoa; Arthropoda; Insecta; Diptera; Diopsidae
Product: eukaryotic initiation factor 4A-III
Exons: 4
Coding region: 202-1401 (399 amino acids)
Cellular component (GO): catalytic step 2 spliceosome; nucleolus
Molecular function (GO): ATP binding; RNA helicase activity; mRNA binding
Source: RefSeq, a predicted model, not a curated record
UACAUAUGAAAAAUACUAACUUACGUUUUUUUUGGAAAUUAGCAAGCACAUCGGCAACCCUUAAUUCAGUAGUAAAUGUCAGAACUACCACCGCCGCAUUGUUUUCGUUGCGAUUUCUUUACUGACUUGUUAAAAAAGUGCAACGUUCAUAAAAUUAACACAAAUUGUGUAAAUAUUAGUAAAUAAACUUUAUAUAUCAACAUGGCAAGAAAGUCUGCACCAGCUGAAGAUCUUUCCAAUGUGGAAUUCGAAACCAGUGAAGAUGUUGAGGUCAUACCAACUUUCAACUCUAUGAACCUCAAAGAGGAAUUGUUACGCGGCAUAUACGCUUAUGGAUUUGAAAAACCUUCCGCUAUACAACAGCGUAGUAUAAGACCAAUUAUUAAAGGGCGCGACGUCAUCGCACAAGCACAAUCUGGUACAGGCAAAACAGCAACUUUCUCUAUUUCUAUUUUGCAGAGCCUUGAAACAAGUCUACGAGAAACUCAAGUAUUAUGUUUAUCGCCCACUCGUGAAUUAGCUGUACAAAUUCAAAAAGUUAUACUUGCUUUGGGUGAUUUUAUGAAUGUGCAAUGUCAUGUGUGCAUUGGUGGCACAAAUUUGGGUGAGGAUAUACGAAAGUUAGAUUAUGGUCAGCACAUAGUAAGCGGUACACCAGGACGUGUAUUCGAUAUGAUAAAGAGGCGUGUUUUGAGAACAAGAGCUAUUAAAAUGUUGGUACUUGACGAAGCUGACGAGAUGUUGAAUAAAGGUUUUAAGGAACAAAUUUAUGACGUAUAUCGGUAUUUACCACCAGCAACACAAGUUGUACUUAUAUCUGCUACAUUGCCGCAUGAGAUUUUGGAAAUGACUUCUAAAUUUAUGACGGAUCCAAUACGUAUUUUAGUAAAACGUGAUGAAUUGACUCUGGAAGGGAUUAAACAAUUUUUUGUUGCUGUUGAACGUGAAGAAUGGAAGUUUGAUACCCUAUGUGACCUGUAUGAUACCUUAACUAUUACACAAGCAGUCAUAUUCUGUAAUACUAAACGUAAGGUAGAUUGGCUCACAGAAAAAAUGCGAGAAGCAAACUUUACAGUUAGCUCUAUGCAUGGCGAUAUGCCACAAAAAGAACGUGACGAAAUUAUGAAGGAGUUUCGAGCUGGCCAAUCACGUGUGCUAAUAACCACUGAUGUUUGGGCCCGUGGUAUUGAUGUACAGCAGGUCUCGUUGGUUAUAAACUAUGAUCUACCAAAUAAUCGUGAAUUGUAUAUACAUCGUAUUGGUCGUUCAGGUCGGUUCGGACGUAAAGGUGUAGCCAUAAACUUCGUAAAAUCUGAUGAUAUACGUAUUCUACGUGAUAUUGAACAAUAUUACUCUACACAAAUUGAUGAAAUGCCCAUGAAUGUAGCAGAUUUAAUAUAAUUACAAUUUUUAUUUAAGACUUUAACAUUACAAUUUAAUAAUACAUACAAUGGAUUUAAUAAACAACACAAAUAUUAAACUAAAUUUAAUUUUUUUUACUUAAAACGUUAAAAUUAUCUGGUUUUAGGUACUUAUAAAAUUAAUAUUCUAUUGUUUUAAACAUUUCCGCUUUGGUAUAAAAUAAUUUUAUACAAUUUUUGUAGUUAUAAAAUAUAAUUCCUAUCUAUUGUAGAAUGGGAACUACCUGAGCACUU